AAAGCAGCUUGCAAAAUGCUUUGCGGAAAUCACAAGCAAUCUCUAAGCCACCACCGGGUUGAUAUGAAACUCAUCAUCCCAGGAUCUGAGGGACACACAAAGAGCUCCGUCUUCGGAGAUGAAAGUUUAUUAGCAGUCCGCAACUUGCGAUAUAAUCGGCUUGCGUUAUUCUUCGAUAUUUCGAAUCUGUUACCAAACAACAAGUCCGCCAUGUCGUUCGCCAAGGUGUUCGUCGUCGGGUUCGUCUUCAGCCUCCUCAGCAUCGCCUCCGGGGAGAUUUACGACAGGACUCUUUUCAUCAGGAGUCUUCCCGGAUUUCCUGGCUACAGGAGCGACCUUUACGAGGUCUACAUGGAGCCCUAUCUUUUCUCAAUGGGACUGAAAGCGGUCGUCCAAGUCAGGGCCCUCGGGGAUGAUGGUUCUCCUGUCGAUGGACCCCGUGGAGAACUGACUCUUCAACAAUACUUUGAAGGACUCAGGAUAAACGGGACAAUAGAAGGACUAAGCCCGGGACUCCACGGAUUCCACGUUCACGAAAAGGGCGAUUUGAGACAGGGGUGCAAGUCUGCAGCCGGUCACUACAAUCCUUACACGAUGCGUCACGGAGCCCCAAAUGAUCUACUUCGGCAUGUGGGUGACUUGGGAAAUAUCGAGGCGGGUGAAGAUGGAAUCGCGAAAGUGGAUAAAAUGGACCAUUAUCUGACAUUGACCGGAGUUCGCGGUGCGAUAGGCCGAACCCUUGUUGUCCAUGAAAAAGCUGACGAUUUUGGACGGGGUCAAAGUGACGAUAGUUUAACAACAGGCGCUGCCGGGAAUCGUGUCGCCUGCGGAAUAGUUGGAUUCCUGUAAAUAAUCAGUCCUAUAAAAGUGUGUGAAACACAAUUUAUAUACACAUUAUGCUGCGUUACAGACACAAUUUACCAUUUUGCCUGGCACUCGCAAUCAGUUUUCUCACCAAUAAACAUCCGUCGAACUAA
Neodiprion fabricii is the source of this 977-nucleotide messenger RNA. Its product is annotated as superoxide dismutase [Cu-Zn]-like. The record is from RefSeq and is a predicted model, not a curated record. NCBI's taxonomy places the organism in Eukaryota, Metazoa, Arthropoda, Insecta, Hymenoptera, Diprionidae. The transcript has 4 exons. Gene Ontology annotation, biological process: removal of superoxide radicals. The coding region runs from base 16 to 849 and encodes 277 amino acids. Gene Ontology annotation, molecular function: copper ion binding; superoxide dismutase activity.